AACCUCUGCCUUUCUCCCAUCAUGUUUGGGCAUGCAUGCACCCUUACAUAAGAAAGUUCCAGUAAUGAGACUCCAAACAGGAUCAACCAAGAGUGAGGGUUUAUGUUUGGACUUGAAUUAUACAGAAUGUUCAAUGAACAGUAACAAUAACAACAGCAGUAAGAAGUGUCUUCAAGUUUGGGAUUAGAUGAGUACAAGGCAGCACUACAGGUGAUCAGACUGUCAGCAUUACUGUCAGACACACACAGAACCAGAUGGAGCACAGAGAGGAGGCUGAUGGUGAAACCAGACUUUUAUAAAGGUCUUCAUGGAGUGACUCUAUCAGAUAGUUACAACGAUUAAGAGACGGAAAGAAAAAGGAUAAAAGUGAAAAACAGGGAACAACUGAAUAGAUGAAUGGUGCACUGAGGAGACCAGGCCAUGGGGAGCAAUUGUUCUAAAUGUAGGAGAAGUGAGGAGCAGGAGGAGGAGGAGAGAGGAGAUGAAAGGGGACAAGGGGAGUUGAAAGAGAAGAGAAAAGAUAUGGAGCCUGGAGAACAUGAGGAGGAUGAAGGGGGCCUGAACAUUAAAAAGAAGAGAAAAGAGGGAGAGACAGACAAGAGAAGAAAACAGAAGGACACAGAAAUACAUCUGCAAAGAGACUCAAACCCCUGCUCCCCUGAUGACGGAGGGAUGGAGAUAGAAACAACAGCAGCUACUCAUCUAUUCUCCAACAGAGCUCAGGAUGGCAGCAUUGUCAUGUCUCCAGUGUUAAAGGACACAACUGUUGGAGGCAAUGUGACCCACAACAUUGGAGACAACAUAACCAGCCUUACCACCAACGUAACCAACAUUAAAUACGUGAAAAUUAUGAAAAUUGAGGAACCUCAGAAAAAAGAGGAUGCAUUCCCGAUCCCACAGACAAGCACUUCCCCACCAACGCAAGGCAUCUAUGAGGACAGAGGGAGAGAGACAAACAGGAGUGGUGAAGACAAGGCUGUUCUUAUAGUGAUCAACAAACUCAAAUCUAAACUAAAGAAGAAGUUUCAGAUUGUCUUUGAGGGCAUAACUCGGCACGGAAACAAAACCAUUCUCAAUAACAUCUACACAGAUCUCUACAUCACAGAGGGUGAGAGUGGAGAGAUCAAUAAAGAACACGAGGUGAGACAGAUUGAGACAGCAUCCAGGAAAUCAGCAAGAACAGAAACAGCCAUCACAUGCAACAACAUCUUUAAACCUUCAGCUGGACGAGACACACCUGUCCGAAUUGUUCUGACAAAAGGAGUUGCUGGAAUCGGAAAAACUGUCUCUGUGCAGAAGUUCAUCACAGACUGGGCUGAGGGACUAGCCAAUCAGGAAAUCCAGUUCAUCUUUCCUCUCCCGUUUCGAGAGCUGAAUUUGUUGGAUGGAGAAGAGUUUAGUCUGAUGGAACUUGUCCAUCACUUCUUCUCGGAAACCAGAAAAUCUAAAAUCUCCGACUAUGACGAUUACAAUGUUCUGUUUGUUUUUGACGGUCUGGAUGAGUGUCGACUGCCCUUAGCCUUCAAAAAGAACAAGAGCUGGUGUGAUGUCACAGAGUCAACCUCAGUGGAUGUGCUGCUGACCAACCUGAUCAGAGGAAACCUGCUUCCCUCUGCUCUCAUCUGGAUCACCACUCGACCUGCAGCAGCCAAUCAGAUCCCUUCAGAGUGUGUUGACCUGGUGACAGAGGUACGAGGGUUCAAUGACCCACAGAAGGAUGAGUACAUCAUGAAGAGAUGCAGUGAUGAGAAGCUGGCCAGGAGAAUCAUCUCACACAUCAAGACAUCAAGGACUCUCUACAUCAUGUGCCACAUUCCAGUCUUCUCUUGGAUUUCUGUUACAGUCCUUGAACACAUCCUGAGAACAAAGAAGAAAGAAAAGAUGCCCAAGACCCUGACUGAGAUGUACACAACCUUCCUGGUGUUGCAGACCAAACAAAAGAAGGUGAAGUAUCAUGGGAAAACUGAGACAGAUCCACAUUGGGAUGAAGAGAGCAUUAAGAGUAUUUUGUCACUGGGAAAACUGGCCUUCCACCAGCUGGACAAAGGAAACCUGAUUUUCUACGAGAAAGACCUGACUGAGUGUGGAAUUGAUGUCUGUGAUGCCUCAGUGUACUCAGGCGUGUUCACACAGAUCUUCAGACAGGAUGGUAAAGUCUUCCAGGAGAAGGUGUUCUGCUUUGUCCAUCUGAGCUUUCAGGAGUUUCUGGCUGCUAUGUUUGUGUUUCUCUCAUUCAUCAACAACAAUGAGAAUCUGAUGUCUCAGUCCACCUCAGACACAUCUGAAGUCCACCUCUACAAAAGUGCUGUGGACAAGGCCUUGCAGAGUAAGAAUGGACAGCUGGACCUUUUCCUCCGCUUCCUCCUAGGCCUCUCAAUGGAGUCUAAUCAGACCGAUUUACGAGGCCUACUGACUCAGAAAAGUAACAAGACAGAGAGCCAUGAGGAAACACUUAAGUACAUCAAGGAAAAGAUUAGAGAGGAUCCCUCUCCAGAGAGAUGCAUGAAUCUGUUCCACUGUCUGAAUGAACUAAAUGACCAUUCUCUGGUGGAGGAGAUCCAACAGUACCUGAGCUCAGGAAGUCUCUCCAGUGUGAAGAGUCUCUCAUCUACACAGUGGUCAGCUGUGUUCUUUGUGUUGCUGACUGCAGAAGAGAAGAUGGACGUGUUUGACCUGAAGAUAUACUCCAGAUCAGUGGAAGGUCUUCUGAGGCUGCUGCCAGUGGUCAAAGACUCCAAAACUGCUUUGCUAAAUGACUGUAACCUCUCAGAACGGUGCUGUGAAGCGCUGGCCUCAGCUCUCCCCUCCUCAGAUCUGACAGAGCUGGACUUGAAUUACAACAACCUGGGGGAUUCAGGCAUGAAGCUGCUCUCUGCUGGACUGGGGAAUCCACUCUGCAAACUGGAGACACUGAGGCUGUCAGGCUGUCACAUCACAGAGGAAGGCUGUGCUUCUCUGAGCUCAGUGCUGAAGUCAGCCUCCUUCCUGAGACAACUUGAGCUAAGUAACAAUGAUCUGAAGGAUGUUGGCAUGAAGCCGCUCUCUGCUGGACUGGGGAACCCACUCUGCAAACUGGAGACACUGAGGCUGUCAGGCUGUCACAUCACAGAGGAAGGCUGUGCUUCUCUGAGCUCAGUGCUGAAGUCAAUCUCCUUCCUGAGACAACUAGAUCUAAGUAACAAUGAUCUGAAGGAUGUCGGCAUGAAGCUGCUCUCUGCUGGACUGGGGAACCCACUCUGCAAACUGCAGACACUGAGGCUGUCAGGUUGUCUGGUCACAGAGGAAGGCUGUGCUUCUCUGGCCUCAGCUCUGAGGUCCAACCCCUUCCACCUGAGGGAACUGGACUUGAGCUACAAUCAUCCAGGAGAAAAAGGAUUGAAGCUGCUCUCUGCUGGACUGGAGGAUCCACACUGCAGACUGGAGAAACUCAAUGUGGAUCAUGGUGGAGAGUGCUGGAUCAAACCUGGCCUUAGGAAAUAUGCCUGUGAGCUCACACUGGACCCACACACAGCACACAGAAACCUCUCUCUGUCUGAGGAGAACAGAAAGGUGACAUGGAGGGAAGAGGAGCAGCCAUAUCCUGAUCACCCAAAGAGAUUUCACUACUGUCCGCAGGUGCUGUGUAGAGAGGGUCUGUCUGGGUGCUGUUACUGGGAGGCAGAGAGGACUGGAAGAUGGGUUUAUAUAGCAGUGACAUAUAAAGGAAUCAGCAGGAGAGGAGGGGAUGAUGACUGUGUGCUUGGAUACAAUAACAAAUCCUGGACUCUGUACUGGGAUGAUAACAGUUACUCUGCCAGGCACAAUAAGAAGAGAACUGUCAUACCUGUCUCCCCCUCCAGCUCCCACAGAGUAGGAGUGUAUCUGGACUGGCCGGCCGGCACUCUGUCCUUCUACACAGUCUCCUCUGACACACUGACCCACCUGCACACAUUCCACACCACAUUCACUGAGCCCCUCUAUCCUGGGUUCUGUGUUGAAGAUUCUGACUCCUCAGUUUCCCUUUGUCAGGUAGAAUAGCCCCCCCACACACACACACACACAAACUGUGCUCACAUAGAUGUUAUUGUGUAUGCUCAAGCCUUCGGCGAGCACAACCAUUGUUCUCUCUCAUAUAUAUUUUUUAUUUUUAUUUUCCCACCCUUAAGGGUGGGAAAAUUGGACUACAUAGACAAUGCCGGUGUCAAAAGAAUUGUCUUGGUCCCGAUUGCGUUGCUUGUAUUUUUAUUUACGUUCCGUUGCACAGUUUAGGAGGUUACAAUGUUUUUGUGGCAAAAAGUGCCUUAUGUCAUUGAAGGGUACUCGGUGCUAGCCUACGUCACAACGUCGACACAUGUUGGCAGUGACGCAUUAAAUACGACGUGCAUAGACGUGCUAGGUUGGAUAGACUGUUGCACAGUAAGUACUAUCGUAUCGUGCCGUGUACUAGCAGCAUCAUAAAUUUAAGCAAUUCAAGACUUGCAUGUACAGUAAGUAAUGUCACAUUAAAUAAUGUAU
Messenger RNA from Hypomesus transpacificus, 4494 nucleotides. Its product is annotated as NACHT, LRR and PYD domains-containing protein 12-like. The transcript has 13 exons. Lineage: Eukaryota; Metazoa; Chordata; Actinopteri; Osmeriformes; Osmeridae. Gene Ontology annotation, molecular function: protein binding. The record is from RefSeq and is a predicted model, not a curated record. Bases 421 to 4017 code for a protein of 1198 amino acids.